Molecule: messenger RNA, 790 nt
Organism: Monopterus albus (swamp eel)
Lineage: Eukaryota; Metazoa; Chordata; Actinopteri; Synbranchiformes; Synbranchidae
Gene: nme3
Product: NME/NM23 nucleoside diphosphate kinase 3
Exons: 5
Coding region: 65-574 (169 amino acids)
Biological process (GO): CTP biosynthetic process; UTP biosynthetic process; GTP biosynthetic process
Molecular function (GO): nucleoside diphosphate kinase activity
Source: RefSeq, a predicted model, not a curated record
UGCGCGCGCGCGCACGUAUUAAUUCCCUCCUCAUUCCAGUGUGCUCCUCCGUCCACCAGCGACAAUGAUCUGCGUGUUUCUGUCAUUAUUUGCUCGCAUCUUUCAGUCAGGGUGGACCGGGGUGAAGGAGCGCACCUUCAUUGCUGUGAAACCAGAUGGUGUGCAGCGAAAACUGGUGGGAGAAAUCAUACAUCGCUUUGAGAAGAGGGGGUUCAAGCUGGUGGGCCUCAAACUCCUGCAGGCAUCUGAGGGUCUUCUCAAGGAACAUUACUGGGACCUGAGGAGUAAGCCCUUCUUCAGUGGACUGAUAACCUACAUGAGCUCUGGACCAGUUGUUGCAAUGGCGUGGCAGGGUUUGGACGUGGUCAAGACUGCGCGUAAGAUGUUGGGAGAGACCAACCCUGCAGACUCGCUGCCUGGAACUGUCAGAGGAGAGUACUGUGUGGAAGUGGGCAGGAAUGUGAUCCACGGCAGCGACUCUGUGGAGAGCGCCCAGAAGGAAAUCUCUCUGUGGUUUCACCAGAACGAGCUUCACUGCUGGGAGGAUGGCAGCAGCCAGUGGAUCUACAACUGAUUGCCGUCCUGUCCUGUCGUCGUAUCAGUCACUACAAGAUGGAUCGUAUCAUACCUCAGAGGAGUAUGUGUCUGGCUUUAAUAGCUUGUAGCCACAGACGUGUCAUCGCUGCCUUGCUUGAUGCUUCUUUUUUCAUACAUUUUCAAAUGUUUUUGUAUCUGUAUGUUUCUGAGGUGAGCUGACAUGACAGAGUGAAGUGCAGUAAGUGAGCAAUGA